Molecule: messenger RNA, 1772 nt
Organism: Hibiscus syriacus
Lineage: Eukaryota; Viridiplantae; Streptophyta; Magnoliopsida; Malvales; Malvaceae
Product: vacuolar-processing enzyme-like
Exons: 9
Coding region: 16-1515 (499 amino acids)
Biological process (GO): vacuolar protein processing
Molecular function (GO): cysteine-type endopeptidase activity
Source: RefSeq, a predicted model, not a curated record
CUUAGCUGCAAAGCCAUGAAGUUCCAGAGUAUCUUUAGUUGGCCAAAAAGAAUGACCAAUAUAGUCACCGGUGUAAUCCUUCUCCUGUUAUCGAUCUCCGGAAUCGUCUCCGCCGGUAGAUAUUCCAUCGGGGACGUUUUACGGUUACCGUCGGAUGUUUCGAGUUUCUUCCACGGGAGCGAAGAUGAUGAGGUUGGUGGCACCAAAUGGGCCAUCUUGAUUGCUGGAUCUAAUGGAUAUUGGAACUACAGGCAUCAGGCUGAUGUUUGUCAUGCUUAUCAAAUCCUAAGGAGCGGUGGUUUGAAAGAGGAAAAUAUUAUCGUCUUUAUGUACGAUGAUAUAGCUUUCAAUGUACAAAAUCCUAGGCCUGGCGUUAUAAUUAACCAUCCUCAGGGAAGUGAUGUUUAUAAGGGAGUUCCAAAGGAUUAUACCGGUGAAGAUGUCAAUGUUAACAACUUUUUUUCCGCUAUCCUCGGAAACAAAUCUGCGAUCACCGGGGGUAGUGGGAAGGUUGUAGAUAGUGGCCCUAAUGAUCAUAUCUUCAUAUACUACACUGACCAUGGGGGUCCCGGUAUUCUUGGGAUGCCUACCUUUCCUUAUCUUUAUGCCGAUGACUUGAUUGAUGUUUUAAAGAAAAAGCAUGCUUUGGGGACCUAUAAAAGCUUGGUAUUCUACCUUGAAGCUUGUGAGUCAGGAAGUAUCUUUGAGGGUCUCCUUCCUGAGGGUUUGAAUAUCUAUGCCACUACAGCAUCAAAUGCGGAAGAGAGUAGUUGGGGAACCUAUUGUCCCGGAGACUACCCUAGUCCUCCCCCAGAAUAUGACACCUGCUUGGGAGAUUUGUACAGUAUCGCUUGGAUGGAGGACAGUGACGUGCAUAAUUUGAAGACAGAGAAUUUGCACCAGCAAUAUGAAGUUGUGAAAAAGAGGACUCUCAAUGUCAAUUCUUACUAUGGCUCUCAUGUCAUGCAAUAUGGUGAUGUAGGGCUUAGCAAGGAAAGUCUCUUUGCAUACUUGGGUACAAAUCCUUUUAACGAUAACUUCACCUUCGUCGACGAGAACUCGUUGCAACCACCUGCAAAAGCUGUUAAUCAGCGUGAUGCUGAUCUUGUCCAUUUUUGGCACAAGUAUCGCAGGGCACCCGAGGGCUCUGCUCGGAAGGUUGAAGCCCAGAAGGAGUUUGUUGAAGCCAUGUCUCAUAGAAUGCAUAUAGACAACAGUGUGAAGCUCAUCGGCAAACUCUUAAUCGGCAUCGAAAGAGGACUGGAAGUUUUGAGCGCCGUUCGACCAGCUGGCCAACCACUCGUCGACGACUGGAAAUGCCUUAAGAAAACGGUGAGAACUUUCGAGACACAUUGCGGAUCCCUAGCCCAGUACGGGAUGAAACACAUGCGAUCCCUUGCAAACAUCUGCAAUGCCGGAAUUCAGACGGAACAGAUGGCCGAGGCAUCGGCACAAGCUUGUGCUAGCAUUCCUACCGGUCGUUGGAGCUCUGUUCAGAAAGGGUUCAGUGCUUGAACCUAGCAGCGGAAUCGGGCAGAUAUUAUCAGCCAAAGCUUGGAUUAUGUUUGUAUUUUCGCAUCGUGAUUUCUUAUUUUACGAAGCUGCAUUUCUAUGAUUGUUCAUGUGAUUGCUUAUUUCUAAAAUGAUGAUUAGGAGCAAGUCCAUACCAGACUCCUUAAUUUAUGUAAAUAUGGUUAGGAUAUGUUCCAUGAGAAGUAGUAUUGUUUGUAUAUAAAUUAUGUAUGAUGCAAUUACCUAUAAUCAAUGAAAAA